Messenger RNA from Chlorella variabilis, 1362 nucleotides. RefSeq lists its product as hypothetical. Bases 1 to 1362 code for a protein of 453 amino acids. The record is from RefSeq and is a predicted model, not a curated record. The transcript has 15 exons. Lineage: Eukaryota; Viridiplantae; Chlorophyta; Trebouxiophyceae; Chlorellales; Chlorellaceae. Gene Ontology annotation, molecular function: histone deacetylase activity.
AUGAGCGGCCGCAAGAACAAGAUCGCCUACUUUUACGACAAUGACUACACGGGAUACUACUACGGGCCAGACCAUCCCAUGAAGCCGCAGCGCAUCGCCAUGACGCACCAGCUGGUGCUGGGCUACGGCCUGCACAAGCACCUGGACGUUUAUCGCCCGCGGCUGGCCCAGUACGAUGAGCUGACUGCCUUCCACUCAGAGGAGUUCAUCGAUAUGCUGCGCAGCACCACUCCAGAGAUGCAGGCAAGGCGGCGGGCCCAGGGGCAGGCGCUGCACAGCAUGCACAGCAUGCACAGCAUGCUCAAGGCCAAGUGGGACAGCUACCUACGGUGGGGCAUCGAGUACGACUGCCCCAUCUUCCACGGCCUCUUCAAGUUCUGCAGGCAAUACGCGGCGGCCAGCAUCGACGGAGCCUACAAGCUCAACCAUGGGCAGGCAGACAUAGCCAUCAACUGGGCAGGGGGACUACACCACGCCAAGAAGGCGGAGGCAUCGGGCUUCUGCUACAUCAACGACUGCGUGCUGGGCAUCCUGGAGCUGCUGAAGCACAACCCGCGGGUGCUGUACAUUGACAUCGACAUCCACCACGGCGACGGCGUGGAGGAGGCCUUCUACACCACAGACAGAGUGAUGUGCGUGAGCUUCCACCUGAAACAGGAGUGGGGCGGGCAGCCCUUCUUCCCCGGUACGGGAGCGCUGGAGGAGAUUGGAGAGUACCAGGGCAAAGGGUACAGCCUGAACGUGCCGCUGGUGCAAGGCAUCGACACGGAGCAGUACCUGGGCCUGUUCAAGCCUAUCAUUAGCAAAGUGAUGGAGGUGUUCCAGCCGGGAGCCAUCGUGCUGCAGUGCGGCGCCGACUCGCUGGUGGGCGACAGGCUGGGCAUGUUCAACCUGACUCUGGAGGGGCAUGCAGAGGCGGUGCGCUAUGUCAAGUCCUUUGGCCUACCCAUCCUGGUGCUGGGCGGCGGCGGCUACACCAAGACGACAGUAGCGCGGGCCUGGACGCUAGAGACGGCCGUGCUGUGCGAGCAGGAGGUGGAGGAUGCGCUGCCGCAGCAGAUGUACCUCGAUUACUUCUCCCCAGAGUACCGCCUGCACUACAACCGACGACCGACCUGGCCCAACCAGAACAAGAAGGAGGAGGUGGAGCGCAUCAAGACCACGCUGCUGCAGCAGCUGCAGCAGCUGCAGGGGGCGCCAGGGUUUGCGAUGCGGGAGCGUCCGCCCGACGCCCUGCUGCCGGAAUUUGCGGCAGAAGAUGAGGACCAGGUGCACAGCCGGCUCAAGGGCUACGUCAAGAUGCACUUUGAGCACAACCUGAAGUGUGUGGAGAAGGGGCUGAUCGACCCCUACAACGCAUGA